This is a messenger RNA of Alternaria atra, 1353 nucleotides long. RefSeq lists its product as uncharacterized. Lineage: Eukaryota; Fungi; Ascomycota; Dothideomycetes; Pleosporales; Pleosporaceae. The record is from RefSeq and is a predicted model, not a curated record. Gene Ontology annotation, molecular function: monooxygenase activity; FAD binding. The transcript has a single exon. The coding region runs from base 1 to 1353 and encodes 450 amino acids.
AUGCCGUUCCUGCACUCCGACACGCAGCCAAAGAUCCUCAUCGCCGGAGCCGGUAUCGGAGGUUUGACUACUGCGCUAGCGCUCCAUGCCGCCGGCUUCAGCGACAUUCAGAUUUUCGAGACAGCGUCGACGCUCACGACACUCGGUGUUGGUAUCAAUGUUCAGCCAUCCGCAGUUUUGAUCCUGCGGAAUCUGGGCUUGCUUGAAGCAUUAGAGAAGACGGGCAUCAAGACGAAAGAGCUGAACUUUUACAACCGCCAUGGCGAUCCCAUCCUGAGCGAGCCUAGAGGGAUGGAUGCAGGGUAUGAGGUACCUCAAUUCUCGAUUCAUCGCGGAGAGUUUCAGAUGUUGCUGUUGAGCGCCGUGAAGGAACGCCUUGGCAAGGACGUUCUACAUCUGAACCAUGCCCUGGCGGCCUUUGAUCAAAAUGAUGAAAGCGUCACAGCACGUUUUUCGCACAGAAGGGACGGUGUCCCAGCAGAAGAGUCGAGCGUAACGGGCGAUGUUCUGAUUGCUGCUGAUGGGAUCAAUUCCACAGCAAGAAGGCUUCUCUACCCUGGCGAAGGACCGCCACGCUUUUCAGGGCGCAUGCUUUGGCGCGGAUGCAUCGAGCGUGAGCAGUACUUGACAGGCGCAAGCAUGGUGUGGGCAGGUCACGCCGACCAAAAAUUCAUUGCCUACCCCAUCAGCCAACGAUCAGCCGAGAAAGGCAAAAGCCUUGUAAACUGGAUCGCUGAACUGCGGAUACGUGAUAAAGACGAUGUUGACCUAACACCUCCUAAGACAGACUGGACCAAAGCUGUUAAGAAAGAUGUGUUCGCAGGACCGUUUGAGACAUGGAGAUGCGGAGGUCUGGAAAUGAAGGACUUGAUCAACAGCACAGAAAAGGUCUUCGAGUUCCCUAUGUCUGAUCGCGACCCAGUAGAAGCCUGGUCGUUCGGCCGUCUUACUCUCAUGGGCGACGCAGCACACGCCAUGUACCCCAUUGGGUCAAACGGCGCAUCUCAAGCUAUCAUUGACGCCGAAACGCUCGCUAAGCACCUAUCCAACAACCUUUCAGAUAUCCCUGGAGCGCUGAAAGCCUACGAGCUGGAGAGGUUACCGCCUACCGCGAAGAUUGUUAUGGCGAAUCGAGCGAAUGGCCCGGAUCAUGUCUUGCAGCUUGCCGAGGAGAGAGCACCAGAUGGGUUUAGUAAUGUGUAUGAUAUUAUUCCAAAGGAGGAGUUGGAAGAAAUUGGGAGGGUAUACAAGAAGGUUGCUGGAUUUGAGAUGGAGAGUGUUAAUGAGAAGGCGAGGAAGACGAAGGGGGUAGAGAAGGAGAAAGGGUUGAAAAGUCCAGCGGAUUGGAUAUAG